Messenger RNA from Geodia barretti, 1434 nucleotides. Lineage: Eukaryota; Metazoa; Porifera; Demospongiae; Tetractinellida; Geodiidae. The record is from the annotation of a GenBank genome assembly.
UUGAUCUCUCAAUCCGAGCGACAGGUCUUCAUCACAGUUGCCGACGAAUUCCGGAAUGAGGUUUCGGAGGCGUGGCUGGAACGCGCCUUAUUGGUUGCGCUGGACUAUGCCCUGGAACCCGGUGAACCCGGGCAGAUCAGUCUCCUGUUAACCGGCGAUGCCACCAUACAGGAGUUAAAUCGCACUUACCGGGGAUUGGAUGAAGUCACCGACGUCCUCUCAUUUUCACUCAUUCACCAUGGCCAGUGGGAAGGCGACGAGGGCCCGUUUAUAGGUCCGGACUCAAUUCUCGACCUUGGCCUGGAUGAUGACUGGGCCGACUUCGUACUACCCCCCAACGAAUUGCCGCCCCUGGGUGAAGUUAUCAUCUCCUACCCCCAGACCUGCCGCCAGGCUGCGGCAUUGGAACGCCCGGUGGAACAGGAAUUGGCCCUGCUGAUGAUCCACGGCGCGCUGCACCUGGUCGGGCACGACCACGCAGAACCGGAAGAAACGGCAACUAUGCAAGCAUUGGAACGGGCUGCGCUGGCUGAAUUGUUCGGGCAGGAGCACGUCGCGACGACGCUGCGCCAGGCCAUCAAGCUAGGGCGGGUGUCCCACUCCUACCUCUUCUGCGGGCCGCGAGGCACGGGCAAGACUACCACCGCCCGCAUCGUCGCCAAGGCGGUCAACUGCCUCGAUCCCCAGGACGGCGAUCCAUGCAACCAAUGUGCAAUUUGCACCUCGAUAAACGAGGAACGGUUCAUGGACACCAUCGAAAUGGAUGCCGCCAGCAACCGGGGAAUCGAGGACAUCCGCGAUAUCCGGGACAAGGUGAACUUUGCCCCGUCAGAGGGACGCCGCAAGGUCUACAUCAUUGACGAAGCGCACAUGCUGACCGAUCAGGCCUCCAAUGCUUUCCUGAAGACGCUGGAGGAACCACCGUCCCACGUGAUCUUUAUCCUCUGCACCACCGAAGCUAACCGGAUCUUGCCCACCAUCGUCUCCCGCUGUCAGCGCUUUGACUUCCGACGUCUGCCCUCGGAUCGCAUUUACCAGAGGUUGGCUGAAAUAACGGAAGGUGAAGGGGCUUCAGUGGCUCCAGAUGCGUUGCGACUGGUAGCACGCUAUGCCGCCGGCAGCCUGCGGGACGCCGAGAAUCUGCUGGAACAGUUGGUCGUCUCCUACGGUGGCGAUGUAACACUGGUCCAGGUCGAGGAAUUGCUGGGGCUGGGCCAUGGCGACCGUUGGCUGGACUUGGUCAAGUACCUGCUGAUGGGCAACACGUCGGCCUCGUUGGAGAUAAUCAACCAGGCAGCCUGGGAUGGAGCCGACUUGCGGCAGAUGCACCGCCAGGCCCAGGAAUUGCUCAGGGCGGCCAUGCUGCUGGAAUGGGGCGCCGCCGACGCUUUGGAACUUCCCGAGCACGUGACCGGCCAACUCAAGGAGUUGUAG